Molecule: messenger RNA, 2111 nt
Organism: Neoarius graeffei (lesser salmon catfish)
Lineage: Eukaryota; Metazoa; Chordata; Actinopteri; Siluriformes; Ariidae
Gene: rab12
Product: RAB12, member RAS oncogene family
Exons: 6
Coding region: 200-931 (243 amino acids)
Biological process (GO): protein localization to plasma membrane; cellular response to insulin stimulus; regulation of exocytosis
Cellular component (GO): trans-Golgi network transport vesicle; endosome; synaptic vesicle
Molecular function (GO): GTPase activity; GTP binding
Source: RefSeq, a predicted model, not a curated record
GGGAUGCGAAACAGGACGGAACCGGAAGUUGUGAAGACGUCACGGUUGUUCUCUGCGAGCUAAAACACUAGACAACCGCGAAGAGGAAAAAAACUUUGUGUAACUCGACGGAAGGGCCGAGAAAAAGUUGAUUAAAGUGCUGCCACAUGAUGGCGGUCCAGUCCUAAACCGAGCCCGGGUCACAGAUGUGGAGUUAGGGAUGAACUCGAGGAGUGAAAUCCAGCGGAGGCCCGGCGGCGGUUUCAGCGGCAGCCCCGUCACCGGCUCCCCCGCUAUGGGAGCGCAGUCUCGCCGCAGGAAGAUGGCUCCCAGACCGGCGGAUUAUAAACUCCAGAUCAUCAUCAUCGGCUCCCGCGGUGUGGGGAAGACCAGCCUGAUGGAGAGGUUCACCGACGAUACCUUCUGUGAGGCUUGUAAAUCUACCGUGGGUGUGGAUUUUAAAAUCAAAACCGUGGAGCUCAGAGGAAAGAAGAUCAGAUUACAGAUCUGGGACACUGCUGGUCAGGAGAGGUUCAACAGCAUCACUUCAGCAUAUUACCGAGGCGCUAAGGGCAUCAUCGUAGUGUAUGAUAUCACCAAACAGGAGACCUUUGAAGACCUGCCCAAAUGGAUGAAAAUGAUCGACAAGUACGCAUCGGAGGACGCAGAGCUCCUAUUGGUCGGGAACAAGCUGGACUGCGAGGCCGACCGCGUCAUCGCACGACAGCAGGCCGAGAGGUUUGCCUCACGGAUAUCAGGGAUGCGAUUCUGCGAGGCCAGCGCCAAGGACAACUUCAACGUGGACGAGAUCUUUCUCAAGCUAGUGGAUGAUAUUUUGAGCAAGAUGCCUCUAGAAGUGCCCAGUAGAGAACUCUCCAACAGCGUCCUUUCCCUUCAGCCCGAGCCUGAAGUGCCCCCAGAACUGCCGCCUCCUCGCAUGCGCUGCUGUUGAGCCUCAUCUCGGUCCUCCUUCUCCAGAACCCCCCUCCCUUCCCCUCCCCCUCUCUUCUCAGCCCCCUGCGUUUCCAGCAACUGACCACCAGGGGGUGCAGUGCACCCGCACUGAGGCCUUGCUACCUGCAGGGAGCUGUGCACUCCAGGGCAUGUGGAGUACGAGGGCAGCUCCAGGAGCAAGAACGUUCAGAAUAAUCCACCACUUCACAAGUUUUAGACUUUAUCCGUACAACGCCGCUGUUAGGUUUCCAACGCCGUGAAAAUCCAGAAUGACUUCUCUUGCGCUGACCGUAUAGCUGCAUACACACCUACACAUACAGCGUCUGAGAGAUAGAUAGAUGGAUAUAUAAUCCCCAGUUCAGCGUAAGGGGGGGAAGACACUUCACAAGCUUCCUCAGUUUCAGUCGUCAGCAUUAGCGCACUCUUUAAGAACGCAGCAUCUCGGUGAUCAGGUGCACUCGCAUGACCUCAAGUCUUCUAUUGAUUUGAUUUAAAGCUGGGCGAGUCGGAUCAGACUUCCUGAAUCAAACAGCUCUUCUUUUCUCCUGAGUGAGUCACCAUCCAGGAAAGAGUGUCGUUUCGGAGGAGCGUACACGUACGUAUGAUCCCUCAGUACACUCGGGUUUCCUGCUACGACAUUUACAGUCGAACCAAAUACAAAUCAGUGUAAUUCACUGAAGGAGAAAGGAUACGUUAAGUUUGAGAGUCCGCAAGCCUCAGUUUUAAGCCAGUCGAAAAUGUAAUUUUCUUCUUAGCAAAUAUGGUAAAUCUGUAUAAACGUUUCCAAUUCCGGUUAUUUCCUGACAGAAGAUGGUCAGACUUACAGCCUCGGUCUGGAGAAGAGUCAGUAUUCUGGUUCUUCACGCUCCUGCACUACAAUCUGCACUCGCAGCUGAGAUUAGGACACUAAAAGAACCGGAACGCUUUAAUUUGAAAGGGCUACACGGGGGAAAAAGAUGAGCCGAGUCGAUGACAUCAGGCUUGGAGGACUCGAGUCCGACUCGUGCCCUCGUUUUAAGGCCUCGUGACUUGACUUUGACUUGGAUUUGAGCACCGAUGACACAGACUCGGACUCGUACAUUAACUGCAUUCGGACUCGUAGAUCCGAGUCCUUGUCUCCAAUUUUUUUUUUUUUUUUGUAACAUGCCAUAAUAAUUUGCCAUCUCAUCUCAUUAUCU